UCUCUCUUUCUAUCGUUUUCCACUGCUACAUAAGCACAAAAUCCCAAGAAAUAACUAGCUGCUCAAACGAAAAAAAGAAGAAGAAAAGAAUGGAAGAAGAUUGGGGUGAUAUUUUCAGAAGUAUUCAAAAUUUUGUUUCACCAGAACAAGAAAUAGCAGAAGAAAUUAGAGAUAUUGGAGCAGAUAAUGAAGAUUACGUCAAUCGGAUGCUUGGAAGAGAAAAUAGAAUUGCCAUUGCUGGACUCACCAGCUGUCUUCCUUCAAGAAUUAUGCACCAUGGCUGGCUUCUUCAAGUUCGCAAUACUGCAAUCGACAACAUUGUUACAAUAGGAGGACCUUUUGGGGUCAGACAAAUAACUAUCUACGCAGCAGUGACUUAUGUUGAUAGGUUUCUUUCAGUAAUGCCUAUAAAGAAUGAGAGAUUCAGGAUACCAGUGUUAUUGGGAAUGGCAUGUUUAAAUUUGGCUUCUGAGGUAUUGGAGAGAUAUGAACAUCAAGUAGAUUUAUCGGAAUAUGAGAAAUUUGCAGAUUAUGAUGAGACAACUAUAAUGGAUAUGACUGACCAUGUUAUUCAUCAAUUUGGUGAGACAGUGACUUGUGUUACUCCUAUUCAAUUCACCAAAUAUUUUCUAUCAAGAUUCUGCAGAGAUAAUACAAGAACAGAAUAUGCCAGAAUCAAAACUGUUCAUGUCAUCAUGAGUACACUUGGAGAUGUCAGGUUAAUGAGUCUGAGACCAUUUAUAGUAGGAUUAGCAGCAACAUUGUUGGCGUCAAAUCCAAAUAUAUUGAAUGAGGGACAGAUAGCGACUGAGAUUUCUGCCUUGCCUCCAAAUUGGCUUAUCCCACUUGAUGAGGUGUGUUCUUGCUAUAAUCGUUUGCUAGAGACUAACAGAGAGAGACUUGACAUAAGCUGACCUUCACUGCUCAAAACGGAUUUCUUAUAAUUGAUAAUGUGUGGUACAGCUACAAUAGAUUGCUAGAGCUGAACGAGCACAUAUGAGGAUGAUGACAAACAACCACAGCAGAAGAAACAUUACUGUUGUAAAGAGUUUUUUGCCAGGAAUUUUCUGAGUAUUCAAAUUGUAAUUAGCCUUCUUUCUGUUAAAUGUUGGACAUAAGAAAAUAGACUUUUUGCUGAAAUCUCAACAGUGGGGUAAAUAGGUGCCAUAGCUGUUAAAUGAAGAGUUAACAGGGGAUCCAUGUAUUGAUUUUAGUAUAUGUUUAACUGAUUCAUUGAUAGUACUAGUAAUAUUUUAGGACA
This is a messenger RNA of Capsicum annuum, 1261 nucleotides long. Its product is annotated as cyclin-D5-3-like. Gene Ontology annotation, cellular component: cytoplasm; nucleus; cyclin-dependent protein kinase holoenzyme complex. The transcript has 6 exons. Bases 90 to 914 code for a protein of 274 amino acids. The record is from RefSeq and is a predicted model, not a curated record. Gene Ontology annotation, biological process: mitotic cell cycle phase transition; regulation of cyclin-dependent protein serine/threonine kinase activity. Gene Ontology annotation, molecular function: cyclin-dependent protein serine/threonine kinase regulator activity. NCBI's taxonomy places the organism in Eukaryota, Viridiplantae, Streptophyta, Magnoliopsida, Solanales, Solanaceae.